AUGGACGAGUCUCUAACGCGCACGGCUAGUGCUGAGAGCACCAGAUCGCGCCAUGGAUCGCAUUCGCUGUCUGGCGCCUCGUCGCCCUUGGCCAACCGCAAGAGUCGCUCUGCCGACCCUGGUACCAGCCUGGGAGACGUAGACCGUGCCAGCAUAUCUAUGCCUCCGCCGAACCCCAAGCCUACUGCCCGCCAGCAGCACGACCGCAGACCCUCCAAGGCCUCCGACAGCUUGGUCGCCGCCUCCCUAGCCCUCGACCAGCCCGACUCCCAGAACACGUCCGCAAUCGACGAUGACCCAACACCUACUGUCGCCUCCGCCGCGGACAAAGAGUCCAACCGGAUGUCUUUCUCGUCCCUCUACUCGCUGGGCUCGCAAAUAUACAACAACGCCCGCAGCUCCGGCGGUCCCAGCUCUGUUGCGGGCAGUGAGCCGGAUGCAAAGUCUGACGGUCCUUCCCAUGGAGCAACGACGCAGACUUCAUCCUUCUCGGUCACGACUUCAAGCCACAACAACGGCCCCUCGCCAUCGCAGCUGCUUUCUCCCCGCGACCAGAGCACCGAUCCCAAUUCCGUCCCGGCCCCCUCUGUGAACGGCCAUCCCAUCCACACCCAGUCCGCCCCGCUUCUCCAGCAUCGUCGCUCGCGCAGCCGAACGCAUCAUCCUGCUAGGCGAACAAGUCAACAUGGCUCCAGUGUCGGUGGCAGCGGAAGUCCUGCCAGUGAACGCAGUUGCGCUGCAAGCAAGGAGAACGAGCCCAGAAAACCGCCUAUUGGUAUCAUCGGAGUGUGUGCCAUGGAUACAAAAGCACGAAGCAAGCCUAGCCGAAACAUUCUCAACAGACUCAUCGCCAACCAGGAUUUCGAGGUCAUCAUCUUUGGAGACAAGGUCAUUCUAGACGAAGAGGUGGAGAAUUGGCCCAUCUGCGACUUCCUCAUAUCCUUCUUCUCCGACGGAUUCCCCCUUGACAAGGCCGUCGCUUAUGCUAAGCUCAGGAAGCCGUUCUGUGUCAACGAUCUGCCUAUGCAGACCGUCCUCUGGGACCGUCGUAUAUGCUUGAAGAUUCUGGACAAGCUGAACGUGCCGACCCCGAAGAGAGUAGAAGUCAAUCGUGACGGCGGUCCAACACUCCCCUCUGCUGAGCUGGCGAGCAUCAUGUUCGAGAAAACUGGAGUGAAAUUGGAAGGUGCACCGGAUGGCACUGGAGGUGGCGUCAAGCCACCGCAGAGUGUCGAAAUGCUGGAGGACAACGACGUCAUCCGCGUGGAUGGCGUUGAGCUCCGGAAGCCCUUUGUUGAGAAGCCGACCAGUGGUGAAGAUCACAAUAUCCAUAUCUUCUUCCCAAAGAGUGCGGGCGGAGGUGGCCGCCGCCUUUUCAGGAAGGUCAACAACAAGAGUUCAGAAGCAGACGAUAGCCUGGAGGUCCCGCGAGCCAUCACCGACCCGGAAAGUAGCUACAUUUACGAGCAAUUUCUCCGGGUAGAGAAUGCUGAGGAUGUCAAGGCCUAUACCGUUGGCCCCGACUUUUGUCAUGCCGAAACCAGGAAAUCUCCCGUCGUUGACGGUGUCGUAAAGCGCAAUCCUAACGGCAAAGAAAUCCGCUACGUCACUGGUUUGACCAAGGAAGAAGUCGCGAUGGCCGCCAGGAUUGCCGAGGGGUUUGGCCAGCGUGUUUGCGGUUUCGACUUGCUUCGCACCGGUGACAAAAGCUUCGUCAUUGAUGUGAAUGGUUGGAGUUUUGUCAAGGACAAUAACGACUAUUAUGACAAAUGCGCGAGCAUCCUCAAACAGAUGUUCAUCCAACAGAAGCAGCGUCGUACUGUCGCUCCGCCACCUCAACAGCCAGCCAGCGAAAGCGACGAAAUACCUCCCCCCGACAAGCCAGGCCACUCGAGAAAAAACACACACAGUGGCCACAGUGGCCACAGGGCUCAGCUCAAAUCUAUACUCAAAUCCCCGAGUAUGUCACGUAUCGCGCACCACGUGGCUGGUCACCAUAGUCAUGGCUCGGGCUCACCUGAGCUUUCAUCUACUACCACCCCGAUCACGUCUCCGCCAAGUCUUGAAAAGGCUGCGCAGACUUCAUCGCCUGCCCCUGACAUGCUUCCACCUCCCGCUGUUGCAGACGUUACCUCGCAUCCCAAGACCGAGGCCGAGGAGCCGGCUGUGCCUCCACCAAAGCCGGCGUCCAAGGCCCAAUGGAAGCUGAAGGGCAUGGUUUCCGUUAUCCGACACGCCGAUAGGACGCCGAAACAGAAGAUCAAGUACAGCUUUCACACGAAGCCUUUCAUCGAUCUACUUAAGGGGCACCAGGAGGAAGUUCUGCUGACUGGCGAGGCUGCACUUCAGAGCGUUCAGAAUGCAGUCACCAGCGCUUUUGCGGAAGGCGAGGAGGACAGUGACAAGCUCAUGAGCUUGAGAAAUGCGUUGAAUAAACGCAUUGGAUGGCCUGGAACCAAGGUCCAAAUCAAACCCAUGUUCCGCAAGCGCAAGAAGGAGGAGAUGCCACCGGAGUUGCUGGCCGAGAUGCCUUCGGAGAGCGAGACCGAGAAAGCACAUGAAGUUCUGAACGGGGAGGAUAAGCCUCCUACGGAUCCUGAAAAGCUAAAGGCUUGGAGAGAGAAGAGAAGUGACUCUCUCUCGGGCAUAACUCUUUCACGGAUUGCCGCUGCAGAAAACAAUCUGAUCCUCGACAAGCUCCAACUGAUCAUCAAAUGGGGCGGUGAGCCCACUCACUCUGCUCGUUACCAGGCUCACGACCUCGGUGAGAACCUUAGAAACGACAUGCUUCUCAUGAACCGGGAUGCUCUGGAUGACGUCCGCGUCUACAGUAGUUCUGAGCGGCGUUCAACCACAAGCGCUCAAAUUUUCGCAACCACUUUCUUGAAUCAACAGGAGCUGUCACCGGAAUUCAUCGCUGUUCGGAAGGACCUUCUGGAUGAUUCUAACGCUGCCAAAGAUGAGAUGGACAAAGUCAAGAAGAAGUUGAAGAUCCUUCUGCGGCAGGGCAACAAAGCUCCACCGCAAUUUGCUUGGCCUGACAACAUGCCGGAGCCGUUCAUCGUCGUCCGUCGCGUUGUUGAACUAAUGAAGUUCCACCGCAAAGUUAUGCGGCAUAACUUCACCAAGUUGCGGAGCAAUGCAGCAUCGUCAUUGGUUGCUGUCGCGAAGGGCACUGCUGCGGACACGUCCAACGGAGGAGGCUCCGCGGUGGCAAACACGUCCGCCAACGUUACGAACAUCCAGGCCCGGUGGUGCAGCGGUGAAGACCCCGAGCUAUUUAGGGAGAGGUGGGAGAAGCUUUUCAAGGAGUUCUGCGAUGAGGAGAAGGUGGAUCCCAGCAAGAUCUCCGAGUUGUACGAUACCAUGAAGUUCGAUGCUCUUCAUAACCGGCAGUUCCUCGAAUGGGUCUUCACGCCUGAUAGCAGCCUGCUGGAGGAGGACACGCUCGAAGAGACGGCUAUUGGGAGCAGUAACACAGCAAGCGCCAAGUCUACUCAGCCGCCCAGCCCGUCAGAACCCAUGCAUGAUCCACCCAAGGAGCAGCCUCAGCACGAUAAGGGAAGUAUAUCCCAUCGUAUCGGCUUCAGACGCCGGUCCGAAGCCGCCUCGGCAUUCAAUAACCGGUCAAAGGAACAGUCCCCCGCGCCCGAGUCGUACUUCAACCUCUUCGAGGGUGUCGGCAACGGCUCACUGCCCUCCAAGGUCAAGACCGACGCCCGCCUGGAGCGUCUGCGCGAGCUGUACAAGCUUUGCAAGGUGCUCUUCGACUACAUCGGGCCGCAGGAGUACGGCAUCACGGAUGCGGAGAAGCUGGAGAUCGGGCUUCUGACGUCGCUGCCGCUGCUGAAGGAGAUCGUCAAGGAUCUAGAGGAGGUCCAGGCGUCGGAGGAUCCCAAGUCAUUCUUUUAUUUCACCAAGGAGUCGCACAUUUAUACGCUGCUCAACUGCAUUCUCGAGGGCGGCAUCCAGACCAAGAUCAAGCGCAACGCCAUCCCCGAGCUCGACUACCUCUCCCAGAUCUGCUUCGAGCUUUUCGAGUCACAAAACUCGACGAGCGCCGACGAGCCGAGCAGCUUCAACUACAGCAUCCGCAUCUCGCUCAGCCCGGGUUGCCACACGUUCGACCCGCUCGACGUGCAGCUCGACUCAAAGCACUGCAUCGGCAUUGCCCAGCGCCGCAGCCUCACUAGCCACCACGACUGGAUGCAGGUCAUCGAGACGCUGCGCGACAAGUUCCACACGGUCAAACUGCCCAAGAGCUUCAUCGCCAUCAAUCUCAGUGAGAAGGUGCCGCAGGCCUUCGGCAUGAAGUCGGACAAAGACUCGGCCGAGCUUUUGGCGGACAGGGCUGAGGACGUGGAGGGGGAGGUGAGGGAGCAGCUGGAAGAGAAGCUCGAGGAGGUUGAACAGAAGCUGGGGGAGGCGGAGGAGGUUUUGGAGAAGCAGGCGGUCACACCGCCGGAGCAACAGCAGGAGCAGGAGGUGCAGCAGACAUAG
Diplodia corticola is the source of this 4500-nucleotide messenger RNA. RefSeq lists its product as uncharacterized. Gene Ontology annotation, biological process: inositol metabolic process; inositol phosphate biosynthetic process. Bases 1 to 4500 code for a protein of 1499 amino acids. The transcript is spliced from 2 exons. Gene Ontology annotation, molecular function: diphosphoinositol pentakisphosphate kinase activity; 5-diphosphoinositol pentakisphosphate 1-kinase activity; inositol hexakisphosphate kinase activity. Gene Ontology annotation, cellular component: cytosol. NCBI's taxonomy places the organism in Eukaryota, Fungi, Ascomycota, Dothideomycetes, Botryosphaeriales, Botryosphaeriaceae. The record is from RefSeq and is a predicted model, not a curated record.